ACCCGAAACCAUCGCCACCCUCUCCUCCAGCCGCCUCCUCGCAUCUUUUCACCGUCCCAAACAUCUCAAACCCUAGCCGCCACCUACCACGUGCUGCCGCCUCCUCCACCACUCUGCCGCCUCCUCCUUCGCCGAGCCCGUCGCCGCUUCCAUCGCCGGGUGCGCCGCCUCCGCCGCCGCUUUCUUCGCCGGUGCCGCCUCCUUCGUCGUCGCCGCGGCCUCCGUCCCCCGUUCGCCGGGUUGGAUAGGACGGCCUAGAUCGCCUUCAACCCUAGCCGUCGUCUCCUUCGCCUACUCCACCGCUCCGCCGUCGCCUCCUUCGCCGAGCCCGCCGCCAUCUUCAUCGCCGACUUCGUCGGGUCUGCGCUGCAAGAGGCUCUCCACACUGCGUCAUCUUCACCGAUCUGUGUCGUCUUUACCAAAAACACAUUGCCCCUGCCUCUCCACGCCGCCGCCGCCGACCCUCACCAACCUUCACCUCGUCGAUCUGCACUGGCAAGAGGCAGGUAUGCAUGAAUCAAAGAUCGUGAGUCUUAGAUUCUUGAAUAAACACAGGUCAUUUGCCAUGUGGAUGUAGAGAGCAGUCAUUCACCAUGACAUAAAGACAACAAGCAUUCUUCUUCGCCAGAUUAGAAGCUAAGGUCACGGAAUUAGGCCGGAAAAAAAGAAGAGAAAAGGAAGAAAAGGGGAGGAGGGGCGGAGGGCGAAACGCCGGAACACGGAAAAACCUCACUCUCCUUGCGAGACCUAAAGUUGAGAGGCUGAGGGAUCAAGAGGAGAGAUCGAAGGCGGCCGUCCAGCGGCAGCGGCGAUCCCAUGGCGGAGCGCGCUCCGACGGCGGCUGUUGGUGAGGAGCACGCCAUGGACGCGGAGGCCCCAGCCUCCGUUGCCGCCGCCGGCGGCGACAGGCGGAGCGCAGCGAGGGUUUUCGCCGUUCUCCGUAGUUUUCUCGCCGUGCAGCAGCGCCGCGCCGAGGCGUACUCAACGCUCCGAAGAGGGUUUUCUGCAUACAUGGCUAAUGGAAGUGAAUUAGCUUUUCAACAACUAUGUGGGAGUGUUACAGCGGAGUUCAAUGAUUGCUCAAAACAAGUUAUUGAAAUGGUAGCCCUCCUCUCAACGCCAGAAAUUUGUCGUAGCGAUGUUGCCAACUUACUGAAAGAUGUGCAGGCACACGAGAGAGAGAAGUUGCAUCUGACGGCAAGAAUUCAGGUAUUGAAGAAAGCUGGUCGUCCUUCGGAACGCCUGGUGAACCAUGCGGAUUGUAGGUCGAGCAAUAUGGCCCAACACGUCUGCGUGCAUGUCAAAGAGAUAACCGAGGCUGCUGGAACCGAGGAUGCAGAGGCAGAUGCUGAGUAUGAUGGUGCUCUCAAGGAGGCCAUACAGGGUGUUCAAGCGGCAGUGACCAGCAUAAACGAACACAUGGAGGAGGUGCGGUAUGAGAUCGAUGCCCUUGAGUCGGAAAUAGUCGGUAAUAACUUGGCUGAAGUUGAGGAAGCUUUUCCUGAUACUCUAUUGAUAAAAUAGAGCAGUUACCUACUCGCAGUAGACAGAGUGCAAACAAACAUUUGGCGUGAAUUUCUGGGACAAACAAACAAGCUGUUCAUGUUCCUUUGGGGACCUCCCCAAAAAAAUGGGAAGGUUUUUUUGUUUACGCCUGCAUUGCUUCUUUUUCUUUUGGUCGUUUGAAUUCAGAGGAAUGUGGGCUGUAAUUGGAAGAUGCUGUGAAUAUUGUUAUACUGAUACUGUAUACUCAUACCAGUAUUUUUAGUUUUUAAAGGCACAGGCUAUGAUCAAUUUCUCUGAUGGGGUCUCCAAAUUUGAUAUUCGAGGGGCUUUGGAGGUGGAGAAAUUGAUGUCAUCAUUUAAUCGGAUGGUCCACUGAC
Oryza brachyantha (malo sina) is the source of this 1883-nucleotide messenger RNA. RefSeq lists its product as uncharacterized. NCBI's taxonomy places the organism in Eukaryota, Viridiplantae, Streptophyta, Magnoliopsida, Poales, Poaceae. The record is from RefSeq and is a predicted model, not a curated record. The coding region runs from base 817 to 1524 and encodes 235 amino acids. The transcript is spliced from 6 exons.